Molecule: messenger RNA, 1406 nt
Organism: Prorocentrum cordatum
Lineage: Eukaryota; Dinophyceae; Prorocentrales; Prorocentraceae
Source: the annotation of a GenBank genome assembly
GAUGGAGCACCACUGCGAGCGGCACGUGGUGUUCGCCGUGGUCCUCGGGCGGUGGGUGGCAUGAGCACGGGCAGUCUCAGCCGUCUCUCGCCAACCUCGGGGACUACCUGUCGAAGGCUCUCGCGGGUGCUGGGCUCGCUGGGGACCCCGACGCGACGCGCCUGGCGACAGAGUUCAGCACCCUGGCGUCCCAGGAGCUCGCGGCGGCUCCUGCGCCGCCCAAGCCCCCGCAUGCGCAGCUCAAGGAGGCUACGGCAGAUUGCUCGCGCAAACAGGAGGCACUGGAGAGGGCUGCCAAGACGCUGGAGCAGGCUCGCCUCCAGCUCGAGAAGGCCCAGUCCAAGUUCGACGAGACCGCCGACGCGGUCAUGGCAGCCGAGCUGCAUCGCCUGGAGGUGCAGGAGGCCGCUAACCCGCCCGAGCCGGCCAAGCAGUCCUUGUUCGGGGUGGACCCCGAGCUUUUCGAGAGCCUCGAUGAGUUCGAGGAGAACGACAAGCAGGCGCUCGAGCAGUUCCAGAAGCAGCUGCAGGACGUCUGCUGGAGCGCGCGCGGUCGGCGCACCAGGCGGUGGCCAAGCGGCGCAAGCGCGGCGCCGAUGGCGAGGCAGCCGAAGGUCGUGGUGCAGGAGGACAACCAGAAGGCCAUGCUCGAGCGCAUGAAGGCCAGCGCUCAGUCGCAGGCACGCGAGGCCGCUGCUAGCAAGGGGCGAGACUGCAAAGUACCUCUUCAUGAUGAGUCCGAAGACGCCUCGUCUUUGGACGUCUUCUCCGGCAACAUAACGGAGUGGGGCCCGCAGGCUGCGCGUUUCUUGGCGCAGGAGCAGGAGCGCAACAUCGCGGCCCUUGUUGAAACACACAAGGGAGAGAAGGACGUGCCAGACAUCUGUCAGUCGAUUGAUAAAGACGGCUGGCGUUUGGCCUACAUGGCUGCUCUCCCUUCGGGCAAGUCUGAGAGCGGCUUGUCCGGCGGCGACUGGAUCCUCGCGAAGAAACGCGCGGCAACGUCGAGCUUUGAGAGUGCUCGGCAGUCGGCGCGUGCUGCUGGGCGUCUGGACCCCCGCCGCGGGUUCGCGCCGACGGCGAUCCACACCAAGGGCGGCAACUUGGUCCUGAUCGCCGCCAACCUUCAGCCAGGCCUCGGCGUGAAGGGCUGGAACAACGACGUCUUGGUGGCGUGUGGGGCGUUCACGCGAGCGCUGGCAGAUCCGUGGCUGGUCAUGGCGGACUGGAACGUCGAGCCCGCGGCCUUCCGGGACACCGGCUGGCCCCAGAAGCUCGGCUCCGUCGUGGUGACGCCCAGCUGCCGCACGACGUGCGACGAGGGGCGGCUCGUACUCAACGAUGGCAUCGGCACCUCGCUGUGCCCAAGCCUCUUCCUGUGCGCGAUCGGCCAGUGGCGGUGGCAG